UGUCAAAUACUGAGUUCAGUUAGGAGUUAUCAUGGAACCUUGUAGGACGCUGCUUUUGAUAAUACCCAUAUUCCUACAAAGUCAUUUGUCUAUGACUACAAAAAAGAAACCAGUGCUUCGAAACUCGCAAUCUAAUCAAGUCCAUCAUGAACACUAUAUCAUGACAUCAGAGUGUCAUAUUCCAUACAUCAUCAAAUCAGUAAAAAGUAAAAAAAGGAACAUAAAACAUGACAACGUUUGUUCCAACGAUAAUAGUUUAAUAAAACUUCGUUUCGACGACAAAAUCCAGCAAUAUGUGUUAUAUGUAAAUGAUUCUGUGGCCCAGCUGAAACUUGCGUCUAUGGAAAAGAAAUCUCCCAACUUGGUUGGAUACAAUUGCAGUUAUCGUGCGAUAAGAGGUGUAAAUCGCAACUUUACUUUUGAUGCACCUGUUGUCCUCGGUGACGAAGUUCCUUUUUGGAAUGGCUAUACGGUUCCCCGUACCGUGGACGGCAUAAGAGCAUCCUGCCGAAGUGAACUGGCAAAGGAUCUGCAAUCAAAUUCUUUUGCCCUAGUCCAACCUCGUAAAGCAUAUGCACCACUUUUUUCCUGGCACCGCAGACCGAGUGUUAUAAUGAUUGGACUCGAUGGUAUUUCCCAGAUCAACUUUCGCCGCAACUUUCCCAUUGUAUUCAACCAUCUUAAAAUGCAGGGCUGGUUCAAGAUGGAUGGAUACACAGAUAUUGGUGAGAAUACCCAGUCCAAUUUAUUGGCUGUACUGACGGGCUACAGUCCGCACACUUUGAUGAAUCUCAAAUGCAAUGCGAGUGGGAAUGGUUGCCUGAAAACGGUUCCACUUAUAUGGAAGCAUUUUAAGAAGAAGGGUUACAUAACCGCAUAUGGCGGGGGAAUGUCCGAUGUGACAAUCUUCAAUUCGGUAAAGAAUGGGUUUUUUGAAGGUCCCAUUGACUUUAAUGCCCGUCAUAUUCUGGAGCAGAAGAAUGGUGAAAGUUGCAUUGAUCGACGACUUAAUAUCAAGUAUAGCUUUGACUAUUGUAAGGAAUUUUUAAAACGACAUUCUAAUUCAUCCCGACCUGUACUCGGAAUUUUCUUUGCAAACGGAAUGCCGCAUAAAUCCUAUGAUAAUGACAAAAUACAAGCUGAACUGUUGGAUAUAGUCAAGAAAUUCAAGGAAAUGGGUAUUCUUACAAAGUCAAUUGUCGUCCUGUUCAGCUAUCCUGUGUCAUCUGUACAAGAAAAGAAAAGGAACUUUCUUGGGGAAAGUUUACCCAUCCUGUACAUUUGGCUACCAUCCUGGUUUAGAGCAUUGCGUCCUGAAAUAGUUCAAGCCUUGAGGAUCAAUAGUAAACGUCUGACUUCUCCAUACGAUCUUCAUCUCACACUGCAACAUCUCUUGGAACUGGGAGAACGUUGGCCUCAUGCAGUGGACAAACUGGUAGAUUGCCCCACUUGUCAGACCCUUUUUGCUCCAGUUCCCGAGAAUCGAACCUGUUCAGAUGCUGGCAUAGGGGAAUCCAACUGCCCGUGUGAUACCUACAAGUUGCUUAACACCAAUCAAAUAAAGCAUUUGUCUUUGGGAAAGCUACUCGUGCGCAGCAUAAAUCAAUUCCUUUAUCAUCACAACUUGCAGGAGCUGUGCUACAAUCUUACACUUAAAUCAAUCAAAAUGGUGUUGCAACGAAAGGACAGAAAGUUAUCAAGUGGCAGCACCUAUAGAGUAUAUUUCACUGCCACCCCAAACAACCCAGAAUUUUCUACGACUACUCGCUACAAUCACAAUCGUCAAGAACUGGAAUAUAUAAAUGUGGAGUCCAUAAACCGAUUGAAUCACUAUCAAAAUGACUCGAGUUGCAUGCGAAGAUUACGAGGCAGAAAGUUUUGUAUAUGCAAGAGUCGAAUACUGGAGGAAAUUUCAGUUACCGCUAAGGGAAAUGUGAAAAACCAGAAGAAAAGUAAACGAGACUUUAAAAAAGAAGUCCCGAAUAAAAAUAAAGUAGAUAUUAGUUUAUAUGACUUACCAGAGAUGCGAGAAAGCGACCAAAACAUUGAAAUUAUCUCGGUGUAAAUGGGCGGUGUUGGGCCUGAAAUAAAUUUAAACACUCAAUUUUUUAACAAGUUCAGGAACAAUAAUCUUUGUGACUGACAUAGCCAUCGGCUAAACCGAAGAUCUGAAUCUUAGGCUCAUUCUUUCUGGUUAUAGUCCAAGUAAUUUGAACAACAUAAGAUGACUCCUUAUAAGAACGAGGGUUAUUUCCAUUUAACCUUUUCAGUUAAACCUUGCUAAGCAAUCUUAGAUAGUACAUGCAUAAGCAAUCAACCCCAUAAUUUACAGAUUGCAAACGAUUAUUACGAUUUUGCUAUAAAUUUCUUGGAGCAUUAUCUUAACAACUCCCAGCCACCAACCACACCAGUCAUAUAUACAUUGUCCAAACAAAGAAAAUGUCACGAAAAUACAACAGGAGAGCUAAUCAAAAUAGAUAUCAGGGUAAAUACUUUUUAACUAUGUAAUGCAAUCAUUUAUAAAAUCUACAAACACCUGAGGAAAAAGAAUCUCGAGCACAAUUGAAUUCAGCCUGCAUUUUUGAUGCAAAACUUUCCACAUUUCAAUAAAAUAAUUUGCAGUAGAUAAGAUU
This is a messenger RNA of Drosophila erecta, 2633 nucleotides long. RefSeq lists its product as uncharacterized. The record is from RefSeq and is a predicted model, not a curated record. The coding region runs from base 32 to 2065 and encodes 677 amino acids. The transcript has 2 exons. Lineage: Eukaryota; Metazoa; Arthropoda; Insecta; Diptera; Drosophilidae.